Messenger RNA from Molossus molossus (Pallas's mastiff bat), 3634 nucleotides. RefSeq names its product fatty acid desaturase 1 (gene FADS1). Gene Ontology annotation, molecular function: oxidoreductase activity, acting on paired donors, with oxidation of a pair of donors resulting in the reduction of molecular oxygen to two molecules of water. Gene Ontology annotation, biological process: lipid metabolic process. Gene Ontology annotation, cellular component: membrane. The transcript has 13 exons. Bases 371 to 1453 code for a protein of 360 amino acids. Lineage: Eukaryota; Metazoa; Chordata; Mammalia; Chiroptera; Molossidae. The record is from RefSeq and is a predicted model, not a curated record.
AUGGAAGAAGCGUUUGACGAAAUGAAAUGUGACUUGGGAACCGAUGGUUGAGAAGGAGAAUCGUGAGGGGAGCAGGGGAUCGCGUUUCAGGCAGAAGGAACAGCCGUGAGCGAAAGCUCCAAUUCCGGGAGGAGCUCAGCUUGUUUCCAGGGCAGAAAGGCCGCGUGGCUGUAGAGGGCCUGGCGAAGGGUGAGUCACCGGCCCGACUGGAGAGGUGGCCAGGUGCUACGGGGGUGCUUGAACGGGCUCCUUGACUUCCCGGACGGUCUUCACAAAUUUGUCUACAAACGGAGUUAGGAGCCAUCUGGAUUGAAUCUUACUGGAUCCCUUUGUGGCAUUCCACAUCAACAAGGGCCUUGUGAGGAAGUACAUGAACUCUCUCCUAAUUGGAGAACUAUCUCCGGAGCAGCCCAGCUUUGAGCCCACUAAGAAUAAAGAGCUGACGGAAGAGUUCCGGGAGCUACGGGCCACAGUGGAACAGAUGGGUCUCAUGAAGGCCAACCAUGUCUUCUUUCUGCUGUACCUGCUACACAUCCUGCUGCUGGAUGUUGCUGCCUGGCUCACUCUGUUGGUCUUUGGGACAUCCUUUAUGCCCUUCCUCCUCUGUGCAGUGCUGCUCAGUGCAGUUCAGGCCCAGGCUGGCUGGCUGCAGCAUGACUUUGGGCACCUGUCUGUCUUUAGCACCUCUACAUGGAACCACCUGCUGCAUCAUUUUGUGAUUGGCCACCUGAAGGGGGCCCCUGCCAGUUGGUGGAACCACAUGCACUUCCAGCACCAUGCCAAGCCCAACUGCUUCCGCAAAGACCCAGACAUCAACAUGCACCCCUUCUUCUUUGCCUUGGGGAAGAUCCUCUCUGUGGAGCUUGGGAAACAGAAGAAAAAGUAUAUGCCAUACAACCACCAGCACAAAUACUUCUUCUUGAUUGGGCCCCCAGCCUUGCUGCCUCUCUACUUCCAGUGGUAUAUUUUCUAUUUUGUUAUCCAGCGGAAGAAGUGGGUGGACUUGGCCUGGAUGAUUACUUUCUACGUCCGCAUCUCCCUCACCUAUGUGCCGCUGUUGGGAGUGAAGGGCUUCCUGGGCCUUUUUUUCGUGGUCAGGUUCCUGGAAAGCAACUGGUUUGUGUGGGUGACACAGAUGAACCAUAUCCCCAUGCACAUUGAUCAUGACCGGAACAGGGACUGGGUCUCCACCCAGCUCCAGGCAACAUGCAACGUCCACAAAUCUGCCUUCAAUGACUGGUUCAGUGGACAUCUCAAUUUCCAGAUCGAGCACCAUCUUUUCCCCACAAUGCCUCGACACAAUUACCACAAAGUGGCUCCCCUGGUGCAGUCCCUGUGUGCCAAGCAUGGCAUAGAGUACCAGUCCAAGCCCCUGCUCUCAGCCUUCGCAGACAUUGUUCACUCACUGAAGGAGUCGGGGCAACUCUGGCUAGAUGCCUAUCUUCACCAAUAACAGCCCCCCACCUGGAAGAGGAGCCUCUGGAGCCUGAGUAGAGGAAGCUUUAGGGAGCAAUGCCACUACACAUCUAAUAUUCAAAGGGGUUGGUUUGAGGAGAUAAAGGUUCUGGCUCAAACCCUUCCCCUUUAUCUUCUAGGCAGAUUUAUGACCCAAAGGGGGGGGGCAUGUAAGCCCCAUGGAAGGGAUGAAGCUGUUGGGGCAGGGCAGGGAUGUGAGUUUUGUUUCUGUUUUCUAGUAUGUCAGAUGCAGAUGGUUGGUGAGCAAAGAGGGAGUCAGAAGUUGUUAGAAGAAUAGGGAGCACUGAGCCCAGAAAUCAAAGGAGAUUUAGCAAUGAAAUUCUACCCAGGAUGGGUGAGGUCACCUUACUAGCCCACUUCUCAGUGGGAGCUCAGCUCACUUUAGGGCUGUGACCUUCAUUGCCUCAGGCUCCUGGAGAAGCAGUUUCUCCACUUUCAGAAGCUGGCAGAGCAAAGGCCAAGUAUUGAAGACAUCUGGCCCCUAAGGAUCCUGCCACUAUUGAUUUUGGUCCCAUGUUCCAUCCAGAGUACCAAGGGAGCAUUAAGUCCUAGGUCUUGCCAAAAGUGGCUAGCAGAGAGUUGCUAGCCAUAAAACUCCCUUCAGCAUUUGCUUCACCUCUUCUAACCAGCACCUAAGGAGCGAAACACUCCUAGGACAGGGAGUCUACUUUGUGCUCCAUGAACAAGUGAGCCAAAGGGGCAAUUUAAUUUUCUCCUCCUUAGAAACAAGUCGGGGCUCCUAAUGGUUUCUCUUCGCUUCCCUACCUAUAAUUCCACGUUUAAUACGAUAGCAGUCAGUGGGCACAAGUGACCCAGCUGAGAGAUUCUGAAUUACCAGCCAUGAGGAAAACACAAGUUUGAUCAUAAAGAAUAUAAGGGCUGUAAGAAAUUUUCUUAAAUUAUUUACAGUAUUACUGUUGAGCAGGAGCAGUGGGGUUAAAUGUAAUCACUUCAUAGUUCUAAACCAGAAAUAGGAAGAUAAAAACAGAAGUUCCUGACCAUCUGUUGCUGUCUUUAGGCACCUUACUCAGUCAACUCUGUUCAAGUAUCUUUCUCUGCUGGAGAGCAGGUAGGAAUUUAGGAUGAGCUCUUAUCAGUCAUACUGAUGUGCAACUUUUUUAAUCUCCUGGUUUUUAACCUGUUAACCGGGGAAUUUCCUUUUCACUGUAUGCAACGUUUGAUGUAUUUAUACGUCCUGCUCGGUUAACAGGUUAAAAGAUAAACAGUUUAACCCAUCCCUAGAGAGCAAACCUAGGAAUGUGCUCCAGGAGUCUCACCUUAACUCCAGGGCUUGUCAUCAGCAUACCUUAUUCCCUCCCCACAUCCAUGGCCAUUCAGUCCAGGUGAGAGGAGUGUUCACCUUUUCAAAAGCAGCUACUGUAAGCACAUUGAGCAUUUGGGACACCAGGAGGAAUGACCACAAAGUAGGGCAAAGCAGAGCCCUGGGAGAAUUUGCGUUUAGAUUUGGGAGAUGAAGGUCCUAAGGCAUGUUGGGAGGGGACUAAAGGUACCACCUGUGGAAAGGGUAUCAUGGUUACUUAACAGUUUGUCAAAACAAAGGAAAAGUAAACAAAUGGGGGAGAAGAGGCUGCAGAAGAGUUCAGAUCUUUUUCAUUUGGGCAGAACCUGGCUUAAAUUAGAAGCAGAAUUAGAGUUCUGUUUCCAUUGGCUUCCUCACUCCAGAAUAGGUACUAUCCUUCCCCAUCCCUCUGUUCCCUGUGACCAGCCUUCAAGCUAUUUGGCUUUGGGCCCAGGCCGAGCAAACCCAGCAAAGCUUAUUGAGCCAAGUCCAAAUCCUCAAAGCACCUCAAACAUGUGGCCUUCUCUCCUUAGCCUAGACCAGUGUGGUCUCACAUGGCCAAAACAGGACACCGGUGACAAAAGGCUCAGACUAUUACAAUGGUAACAUGAAUGGUCUCAAAUCCAAUGACAGCUGAGAAAAACAGGCUUUGACAGGACAAGUCACCUCCCAUUACAGACUGGCAGAACUAACAUUCCAACUCUUGAAAAAUUCCCAACUUCUGUUUGUCUUUGUUACUUUCAUCUUCCUUCCACUUUGCCGGGGGCAUUUUCUUUAAGCCCAACAUCAGUAUCCUUUUUGUAUGUCCCAAUUUUGUUACCACGUCCCAAUGGAGUAAAGUUGAAAAAUAAAGUUAAU